CUUAAUUCCUUAAAUUUUUUUCUGGUUAAUUUUUUCCCAAAAAUUUGGUCCGAAGAUUUUUGAAUUCGUGAAAUUGUUUUCUCAAAUCUCUAUUGAUUCCCCAUGUUCAGCGUCUGCGUUACUUGUAAUCACAAGGAGUGAGGAGAGAAUCUGUGUACUUUUUGAGUGCGGAAGAAGACUUAAUAAUCUGGAAAAUCAGCAGGGGUAAAGUGUAUAUAUCUUGAGUUUAAGAGGGCAAGCGUUACUUAGGGUCAGGUUUCAGGGGAUAAAGCGUAAUUAACCCUAAAAAGUCAUUUGAGGAAGGAGAUGGUUACAGAUUGGAGCAAGCUUCAGGCAUCUACGGCAGCUCCACCUCGAACCCUCAAUGUGCAGAAAUUGGCCGAAUCACGAGCUGAUGAAUUGCACUCUCUUCAUUCAAUUGUUGGUACUUGUCUCCAUAACAAUUUUCGUUCCCAGAGAAACAAGAGGAGGAGAACCACCAGCCACAUAAAGAAAAGAUUCCGUUAUGAUAAUAGUAAUAAUGGGCUUUUGGAGACAGAUGAGAAGAGGCUCCCUCGCCGUAUCCGUCGGACAAUUGAUCUAAAAAAGAAUCCUCUGACUGAUUUUGCUACAUCUGGAGAUGGGACCAAGAGAUUAUCAACACAUGUUUGGCAUGCUAAGCGCUUCACCAUGUCUAAACUCUGGGGAUUUUACCUCCCUCUCGGCCUCCAUGGCAGAGGUAAAGGUUCAAGGGCUCUCCUGAAGAAGUCAAAGCAAGGAGUGCUUGUGCAUGACUCAAGUUACUAUAGUGCUGUUCAGCUGGAGGGUCCAGAGGACCUCUUAUUGUUGAUUCUAAGUCAAGUUUUGGUCCCUUCUCCUUUAGAAACUUCUGAUCAGACAUCCCAGCAUAUACUUGCUGGUGUCACUUAUGGUAGUGCUAUGCUUCAUCAUGUUGGGGCAGUAUUUGCUCAACCAGUUGCUCCAGUGACCUACAUGUGGCGACCACAAAAUCCAAUUUUGACUGCAAGGGUUGACAAAAUUGAUAACAAAGAUGAGCAGCAGAGUAUAGACAGAUAUGCUUCGUCUAGACAGUUGUGGAUAUGGAUACAUCCUGCUGCUUUUAGAGAAGGAUAUGAUGUUCUGGAGUCUGCAUGUGAAACUGCAAACUUAAAUGGACGCUCAGUGAAUUGCAUCUCUCUCGAGGGCAAGCUUGGAAAACUGGACCUGAUAGGUCCCAAGGCAUUUCAGCUUAUGCAGAACAUAUUGCAUCCUCUGACCUGUUCUACAAAUUCUUGGGCUGUGCAGAAAUGUUCAGUUGCUGUAAAUAACAAUAAAUCUUCAACAACAUACUCAUGCUCCCUUCCACAGGAAGAUCAAAUUUCAACUUCAGUUAUGAUUUCUCUCACAGUAAAGGAUCCUCGUGCUAUUGCAGAAAAAGGAUUUGCUGUUUUGCCAGAAACAAAACCUUCUAAGGAUCUAGGUGCUAAAGAAACUAAUACGCAAGGGGACACAACCUCGGAGAGGAUUCUACCCUGGAACCCAGGCUCCCUUUCAUCAUUGCUUUCAAACCCUGAAGAAAAAUAUCGGUUUUCUGAAUUCAUUGAUUUGUGGGAUGUCUCCAAAGGGGUAAAUCCGCCAGUAGAAGAAAGUUUUCUUUGCAAAAAAAAGCACAGUCAGUUGAUUAAAAUUUUCAGUAUUGGUGAGAAGACUUCCAAUAAGUUAGAUGCUUCAGGUGUGAGGCAGUACUCUCAAUUAUGCCCCAUUAUGCUUUUGAAAGAUAAUUCUGGCAAAGGCUUUACAACAAGUUGGUCUGCCAUUCUCCCUUUAAGCUGGGUCAAAGUCUUUUGGAUUGCCAUUAUCUCCAAUGGUGGUCUAGCUAUAGGUUUGAGAGAGAGGCAUUGGAUCACAAGUGAAGCUGGUUUGCCAUAUUUCCCUUCAGACUUUCCUGAUACCAACGCAUAUUCUUGCUUUAUGGCAAUGGAGGCAGCUAUUGCUGAUCAAAAGGAAAAGCUUCGACCUCCUUCCCUGAGGCCUUUCAGAGUUCCACAUUUUCCACCUUGGGACUGUAUCCACUAUGGUUCUGAGGAAAGAUCUACAGUAGGGGUCACCAAAUUUCUUCCAGUUAGUAAUAACUCAAUGAAAAUUUUAAAUUGCAAAAAUUGUGAUGUAGCAGAUGUGGGAAGUCGUGGUGCUGUUUUUAAUGGUGUUGUUGCAAGGACAUCCGAUGUGCUGCUGCAUUUUGUAAGCCAUGUCAAAGAUGAUAAUUUGCUUCUAUUCCCAAAUUCUCUUGAUGGAAAGAGAUGCUUGACUAAGGUUAUGAAGGAUAAUGAAUUAAUUACCCAUCAAACAAAUGGCAUCAGCUCUCAAUUAAUGUGUUGCCAGAAACUAUGCUUUGUGAGAGUUCUUUUGCAUGCUUACAAGGAAGGUGUUUUUGAAGAGGGAGCUGUGGUUUGUGCUCCUCAUCCCGGUGAUAUAACUAUGUGGUCGUCAACCAGAUUGGAUGAUGCUGGAAAAUUUCAAGCACCUCAGUCUUUACCAGGUUCAUAUUUUGUUCAGCAGCCAUCUGGGAGAUGGGCACUUCAAGUACCAGAAGACCCAGUAGUCAGGGAAUCUUUUAGGUGGCCUAUUGGUUUUAUUACAACUGGGUUCAUUCAAGGCAGUAAGAAGCCUAUGGCAAUAGCUCUAUGUGAGGUGGCUUUGCUUGCUCGUCUUAGAGAGGAUCAAUGGAAGACCAUAUCUGUUAGCGAGAGGAGGAAGGAAAUUUACGUUCUGGUCAGGAAUUUGAGGUCCACCGCAUAUAGACUUGCUCUUGCCACCAUAGUUCUUGAAGCACAGGAAGAAGAUUUGGAAUUCAUGUGAUCCCAAGUUUCGACUGUGAAAUUAUAUUUUUGAUGGUAGGAUAGACUAUGACAUUUGGAGGAGAGCCUUGAUUCUCCUGUUAUAGUAGUUCCUUUUCCGUUUGGGUACAUGUGCCUGAAAAUUUGGUGGAAUUUUAUUUCGAAUCGAAGCAUCAUAAUGCAAAUAGGUUAUUAGUGUCC
Messenger RNA from Coffea eugenioides, 3017 nucleotides. RefSeq lists its product as uncharacterized. NCBI's taxonomy places the organism in Eukaryota, Viridiplantae, Streptophyta, Magnoliopsida, Gentianales, Rubiaceae. The record is from RefSeq and is a predicted model, not a curated record. The transcript has 11 exons. Gene Ontology annotation, biological process: tRNA 5'-leader removal. Gene Ontology annotation, cellular component: ribonuclease MRP complex; nucleolar ribonuclease P complex. The coding region runs from base 307 to 2838 and encodes 843 amino acids.